Molecule: messenger RNA, 616 nt
Organism: Oryctolagus cuniculus (rabbit)
Lineage: Eukaryota; Metazoa; Chordata; Mammalia; Lagomorpha; Leporidae
Gene: RPS16
Product: ribosomal protein S16
Biological process (GO): maturation of SSU-rRNA from tricistronic rRNA transcript (SSU-rRNA, 5.8S rRNA, LSU-rRNA); translation
Cellular component (GO): ribosome; cytosolic small ribosomal subunit
Molecular function (GO): structural constituent of ribosome; RNA binding
Source: RefSeq, a predicted model, not a curated record
CGACGUCGCGCUCAAAGCGCCUGCGCAGACCCUGAAAACUCGGCGAGGGUGGCCCCACGCUUCCCUUUUCCGGUUGUAGCGCCUCGCGGUGAGGAUCGCCAUAGUUCGGCAGCAGCCAUGCCGUCCAAGGGCCCGCUACAGUCCGUUCAGGUCUUCGGACGGAAGAAGACAGCCACCGCCGUGGCCCACUGCAAACGGGGCAACGGGCUGAUCAAGGUGAACGGGAGGCCGCUGGAGAUGAUUGAGCCACGCACGCUGCAGUACAAGCUGCUGGAGCCUGUUCUGCUCCUUGGCAAGGAGCGCUUUGCUGGCGUGGACAUCCGGGUCCGAGUGAAGGGUGGCGGUCACGUGGCUCAGAUUUAUGCGAUCCGCCAGUCCAUCUCCAAAGCCCUGGUGGCCUAUUACCAGAAAUAUGUGGAUGAGGCAUCCAAGAAGGAGAUCAAAGACAUCCUCAUCCAGUAUGACCGCACCCUGCUGGUCGCUGACCCCCGCCGCUGCGAGUCCAAGAAGUUUGGAGGCCCCGGUGCCCGUGCUCGCUACCAGAAAUCCUACCGAUAGGCCCAUCAGCCCGAUCAGGGGUCGGCUCCAUAAUAAACAGUGGCUGUGGGAUUUUAAA